This is a messenger RNA of Anolis carolinensis (green anole), 3030 nucleotides long. RefSeq lists its product as uncharacterized. The record is from RefSeq and is a predicted model, not a curated record. Lineage: Eukaryota; Metazoa; Chordata; Lepidosauria; Squamata; Anolidae. The transcript has a single exon. The annotation marks the transcript as partial.
GAUGAUAAAAUCUGUUCGGAUAAUCCUCCUGGUUUAAUUAGUGCUCUGAGUAAUAUGAUGCUAGAUAAUAAUAUAAAUCAUAAGAUCAGUGAAGAGACUGAUUUUUCUGGAAACAUCCUUUCAUUUCAGCAAAAUAAAAGCUCUUUCCAGGGGCACAAGAUCAGCUCUGUAGAGCCUGAUAGCUUGAAAUUUUCAUUGUCUGAAAGUCCAUCACUGGCUGAUCUCUUGCAGGAACACCAAGACAGUAAUUCCAACAAAACCUUUCCUUUGUCUGAUCUUUGUAACCCAUCAUCGGCAAGCUUUACAAAUAUGGAAUUAGGAUAUUCACCAUUGUCCCAACUAGCCAGUCAACCUCAAACUUCAUCUGGAUUGACAGAAUUGUCAGGAUCUUUAUCUUCCUUGACAUUUUCUAGGUCUUCUCCUGUGAAAGAGCUUGAGAGCCUGUCUCUUUCAGAUUUAAUUGCAAAGUCCAUUGAAGUGGUUAAGCCUGAAACAAACAACUCUUCUGAGUUGUAUAGAUCUAAAAUAGCGCAACCUGCAGUUCUAAAUUUAGAUAUUGAUCUGAGUGUUCUGAUUAGAAAAUCAGCAUUAACGUCAGAACCUGCAGUGGUGAAGUCAGGCUCUCUGCUUCCAGAAAGAGAAGCUUUAUGUUCAGCACGUGGACAGCAAAUUCCAGACAUUAAAGGAGUAAAAAAAAGCAAAAAAAGAUUGAGAUCACAUAUUUUAGAAGGCCCUGUUCCCCAGACAAAGGCCCUCUCUGCAAGACCUUCAGCCUUUGCUAUAACAUUAUGUCUUCGUUAUCCCUCAAAGAGAUGUAAACGCCAGACUGUUAAUCUCCAUAAGGCUUUUUUAUACAGCAUACAAAUGCAAGAAGUGAAAAUUAAUGAUGUUGGGCCCUUAUUAGCAAUAACUCCUUUUGACUUCAAAUCACCAUCUCCUGAUGACAUUGUGAAAUCAGGUCAAAAGAAGGCCUUCAGUAGAUAACAGUGCAAUGUGCUAGUAACCAAUUUAUAUUAUUUUUAACAUUCAAAAUAUUUUAUACAAUCUUACUUUGGAUUGCAGCGUGGAAUAGAUUUCCUAAAAGCAAAAACAAUUAUCAGUUUAUAUUAAUUAAGGAAUGUAGUAAACUUUUAAAGCAGUGCACUGAAUUUGAGUCUUUUUAUUGUUUUAUUCCUUACUUUGUAGUUUUAUAAUACUAUUUGAGUACUGGAUCUUUUCCAAAUAACAUUGAGAGUAUUUUUUCAGAAAGUAUGUGCUGGUUCUGCUGUAAAGAACAAUGUUAAUAUUAAGUUUUUAAAAUGACACUGAGGAACAAAUUCUUGAAUGUAUAUUGCUGUGAAUUAAUUGUCCAUAAUGUAAUGUUUAUAUCUUACUACUUUGUUUACUGCUGUUAGUAUCAUAGUUGCCUUCUAAUGUGAGCAAGCUCCAUUUUAUGUUUUUAGCUUUUGUUUUUUUUAGGAAAAUAAUCUUAACAGUUCAUGUUUUUCACUGCAUGUUUGCCCAUCCUUGGCAAAAAGAAUUUAAAGUUGAACAUGGUUCUGAGCCAUUUGUACACCUGGGUGGGACCACUAAUAUAUAUUCAGAAGCAUAGUCUAUCGACAACUUUGAAAACAUUGUUUUCCCAAACACAUUGUGUCCUUACAUAUGUAGAGUUGUAUCAAGUGCUGUAUAAGUGGUAGGCAUGCUUAUGUAAUAGUGCCCCCACCCCCCAUGUUUCUCUGUAGAUGCCCCUCUAGAGAGUUAGGGGAGCCUACCAGAAAUCAUGGGCAUUAUCUCAUGGGGCUUGCCCCAAAAUCAUGUAAUUGAAGCCAUAUAUUGUACAUCCACAUUAAGAAACAUUGCAUGGCAUUUGCAGUAUUUUCAAAGUACUUAAAUCAUAUGUGAAUGAAUCUUAAAAAGAUUUCCAGGUAAUAUAAAUACAAUUUCAGUAUUAGCUAAAUAGGAUCUUAGUUCUCUAUACAGCUAUAGUGAGAUUUAAUUGGGAAAAAGAAUAUCUGACUUGCAGUUCCCUCUAGUUUGUUGUGUUUGGAAAGCUUUUGUCUAGCCUUAUGAAGCUCAGUCUUUCUUUUUGCUCACUCAGCUACUUUCCAUCUUCAUUUGUAGUGUGAGGGAAAACCAGUAUUCCCAAACCAUAUUUUCCCAUUCUGUCCACUAAAUUAUCAGCUUUGGUAUGAUUGUCAAACAGAGAAAGAACGGGUUGGAUGCAUGUGUAAAGAAAAGGCUUUUCCAUGUCUUAUUAAGUAAAGAUGUAAUCCUGUAAAACUCACUGUAGGCCUAUCUACAUAGCCCACACACUGGCGCUAAUCCAGAAUGGGCUACUCUGGAUCAGCCCCAGGGAAUUUUGCACAGGCAGCCUCUCAGCUGAACCUGGUUUGGCACUGCUGGAUGGAACCCUUACCAUUGCCAAUGUUUCCUCAGUGUAGCGGUUAACAUCGGGUGUGAAAUUGCUGGUGGUCAUAAUUCGUUGCAUGUAUGGAUGUUAGCUGGAACACCAGAGCGACAUGGGAAAGGAGGGAAUUUUCCCUUCCAGUACCCCCUCCUUUCUCUGAUUGCUCUGAUGCUCCAACCAGCAUUAGUACAUGAAAUGAGCCACAGCCACCAGCAAUUUCACACCUGGUAGUCACUGCUGUUCUGACGACAUGACUGCAAUGGUAAAUGCCAUUCCCUGUUUCUGGGCUGCCCAAUCUUGGGGAAAGUGGGUUGGCCAUGUAAACAAUGGUGGUAGGUUCAAAUCCUUUCAACUGUUUACCCAUGCCCAAAGUGCGGAUGAGCUCUGGAGCUUUGGAGGAGUUUCAGGACAUUCCCCGACUGUGGGUGAUGUGGGACAAGGAUGUGUUAAGCAGCCUUCCUGGGUAUUAAGACAAAUCUGCCUGCCAUGUGGAUGCCACUAAGUCCAUUCACCCCCACCUCACCUGGUUUGGCCUGUGUGAUGGACCCUCUGUUGUAGAAAAAAAGUCUCUUUGAGCACCAAUGUCUUAAAGUAUUGAUAGGUUCUUAUAUUUUUUAUAGUUUCCAGUUUCUGGUAACUUU